Molecule: messenger RNA, 1938 nt
Organism: Macaca mulatta (Rhesus monkey)
Lineage: Eukaryota; Metazoa; Chordata; Mammalia; Primates; Cercopithecidae
Gene: IGFBP7
Product: insulin like growth factor binding protein 7
Biological process (GO): regulation of signal transduction; regulation of cell growth
Cellular component (GO): extracellular region
Molecular function (GO): insulin-like growth factor binding
Source: RefSeq, a predicted model, not a curated record
CGCUUUAGGUACCUCCUUGGCAGCCCCAACGAGGAAGGAGCUGGGGACCCCUGCUCCUCUCAGCUGCGCUCUGUUCUCCCCAGAGGCUUGCUGGAGGGCAAGCAGUUCAGCAAGAACUCAAAACAAGGGCACAGCUCUCACGGAUUCCAGUACUCACUGAAAACGGCUCAGCACAAAAAAAGCACAGUUUUGUUGAAUGCCACUGGGAGGCGAAGCGGGGAGGGAGGUGCAGGCAGUUAGGAGGUUCCAGAAAGGGAAGUGGUUGGCAACGAUUUGUCCUUUUAGUUCCUGACACCCAAGACCACAGCGGGCCUGUGGCCAACGGGGACAAAAAAUCCACAGGUGGGGUUUUUUAACAGCUUGUUCUUAAGAGAGCUUCCCAAACCACAGCGUAAUGAGCACUCAGGUGUCUCAGGCCCACGGAAAGUUUAAUAGAUGAAACCCUGGAUCGUCUCGAAGUGGUGGUUGUUAAGAAGUUUAAAUAUAUUGACCGGAAACGGGGAAAAAUCAGAGAGUGGAGGAGCCGCUCGCACUGCGGGGCAAUCCCUGAGGGCUCGGGGCAGAGGACUGGGGACCAAGCAGGAGCUGGCGGGGUGAGCUCUGCGAAGCGGCCGUGAGACCGAGCGCCCAUGGGCCGGUCACGCCGGGUGACCGCUCACCCCCCAACUCCAGCAGGAGCGCGCGCGCAGGCCCCGCGGGCCCGGGAGGGCGGCACGGGCGGGGCCCCAGCGCUCUCACCGCCCGGGGGUGUGGUUCCCGCUGCUGGGCCGGGCGGGGCGGCGGGUUUAAGGCGCGGGCCGGCCCGACCCGGCUCACUUGCGCCUUUGCAGCUGCCACCGCACCACGCCAUGGAGCGGCCGUCGCUACAUGCCCUGCUCCUCGGCGCCGCCGGGCUGCUGCUCCUGCUCCUGCCCCUCUCCUCUUCCUCCUCUUCGGACACCUGCGGCCCCUGCGAGCCGGCCGCCUGCCCGCCCCUGCCCCCGCUGGGCUGCCUGCUGGGCGAGACCCGCGACGCGUGCGGCUGCUGCCCGAUGUGCGCACGCGGCGAGGGCGAGCCGUGCGGGGGCGGCGGCGCCGGCAGGGGGUACUGCGCGCCGGGCAUGGAGUGCGUGAAGAGCCGCAAGAGGCGGAAGGGUAAAGCCGGGGCAGCAGCCGGCGGCCCGGGGGUAAGCGGCGUGUGCGUGUGCAAGAGCCGCUACCCGGUGUGUGGCAGCGAUGGCACCACCUACCCAAGCGGCUGCCAGCUGCGCGCCGCCAGCCAGAGGGCCGAGAGCCGCGGGGAGAAGGCCAUCACCCAGGUCAGCAAGGGCACCUGCGAGCAAGGUCCUUCCAUAGUGACGCCCCCCAAGGACAUCUGGAAUGUCACUGGUGCCCAGGUGUACUUGAGCUGUGAGGUCAUCGGAAUCCCGACACCUGUCCUCAUCUGGAACAAGGUAAAAAGGGGUCACUAUGGAGUUCAAAGGACAGAACUCCUACCUGGUGACCGGGACAACCUGGCCAUUCAGACCCGGGGUGGCCCAGAAAAGCAUGAAGUAACUGGCUGGGUGCUGGUAUCUCCUCUAAGUAAGGACGAUGCUGGAGAAUAUGAGUGCCAUGCAUCCAAUUCCCAAGGACAGGCUUCAGCAUCGGCAAAAAUUACAGUGGUUGAUGCCUUACAUGAAAUACCAGUGAAAAAAGGUGAAGGUGCUGAGCUAUAAACCUCCAGAAUACAUUAGUCUGCAUGGUUAAAAGUAGUCAUGGAUAACUACAUUACCUGUUCUUGCCUAAUAAGUUUCUUUUAAUCCAAUCCACUAACACUUUAGUUAUAUUCACUGGUUUUAUACAGAGAAAUACAAAAUAAAGAUCACACAUCGAGACUAUCUACAAAACUUUAUUAUAUAUUUACAGAAGAAAAGCAUGCAUAUCAUUAAACAAAUAAACUACUUUUUUAUCACAACA